GGAAUCUUCAGCAAAGCUCUACAUUAAUCAUACUCCUCCACCACUGUCCAAGAGUAAGGAGAGAGAAAUGGACAAGAAAGAUUUGGACAAGUCAAGGGAAAGAUCCAGAGAAAGAGAGAAAAAAGAUGAAAAGGACAGGAAAGAGCGGAAAAGGGAUCACUCAAACAAUGACCGUGAAGUGCCACCGGACAUAACAAAGAGGCGGAAAGAGGAAAAUGGAACAAUGGGGGUUUCAAAACACAAAAGUGAGAGUCCAUGUGAAUCUCAAUAUCCAAAUGAGAAAGACAAAGAAAAAAAUAAGUCAAAAUCUUCAGGCAAAGAAAAAGGCAGUAGUGAUUCGUUUAAAUCUGAGAAGAUGGAUAAAAUCUCCUCUGGUGGCAAAAAGGAAUCCAGGCAUGAUAAAGAAAAGAUAGAAAAGAAAGAGAAACGGGAUAGUUCAGGAGGAAAGGAAGAGAAGAAACAGUCCUCUGACAAGCACAGAUAAUGAACACUUUCAACCAAGGGUGUGGACAGACCCCUAAGCUGAACGUCUCCCCGAGGAGGAUGCCAAAGCUCCAUGAGUCACUCUCAGAAUAAUAUCUCCCAUACUUAAGAGCUUCUGGUGCUGUCCAUUUUAUGGGAAUCUGCUUUAAGUCAGAAGAUGCAUACACACCACCAUCCUUUUGACGAGACAUUCCAAAGUCACUGAUUUUCAGAACAUUAUUUUCACCUGCAGGCAAUUUCUUGGAGCAAGGUCCCUGUGCAUACAAUUUUUACUUGAGAUAUGCCAUCCAGAAGCAGCAUCUAAUGAAAAAUUCACUAACUGACUUUUAGUUCACCCUUCUUUCUCAGAAAGGAGAGGAAAUUGCCUCCUGGAACCAAUUCCUUAAUGAUGUAGAUAGGUUGCCUUUGUGUGUGAACUCUAUAAGUGUGAAAACAUUGGGAUGAUUAUGUUGUUUGGAGGGUUUUGGCUUCUUGUAAAAAAUUUAAUUCCAGUUCCUGGGAAAGAUCUUUAUAUGCUUUAACAGCAACAACAUUUUUAUCCUUUAAUGUACCGUUAAAUAUAUCAUCAAAAGUUUUCAUGUCCUUAAGGAAUUCUCCUGUGACAUCAUCAGACUGAGACCCCAUUUCAUGUGGAUACCAUGACGUUCUUUUUUUUUUUUUUUGGAACAUUACAUAGACAUCAUCAUGACCAAGGACCAUCAUGUGAAUAUUAUGAUGUUUUUUUAUUGGGACAUUAUUCAUUUUCAAUCUAAAAAAACGGAGAUGCAGUCACCGUUUGAAAGUGGACGAUUCAGUGGUCUUUAGUAUAUUUAUUGUGUGGUACAGUCAUCACCAUAGUCUAAUCUCAACAUUUCUCUGACCUGCAAAAGAAGCCCCAUGCAGGUCAGCAGUCACUUUUAACUCUCCUUUUACUCUAGCCACUGUAAGCUACUGACACAUUUUCUGUCUAUGAAUUUGCCUGGUUUGGGACAUUUCAUUUAAAUGGAAUCGUGCAAUAUCAUGUCCUUUGGGGCCAGGGUUCUUUCAUCUACGCAUCAUGUUAUCAAGACAUAUCCCAUGGUGUAGCAUGUGUCAAUAAUCCAUUCCUUUUUAUGGCUAAAUGUUCCAUAGAGUGAAUGUGUAUCAUGUUUUGUUUACCCAUUUAUCAAUUGAUGAACAGGAACAGUUAUUUUUUUAAGUAUUAAAAUCGUAAGUUCAACAUCAUUGUAUCUAAAAUUAUAAUGGAUGGUGUCAAGAUUAUACAUGGUAUGCACAGAAUGCUGUGUAGAAAUGAUGUAUAAAUUAUUUGUCAGCAUUUCAUGCAAGUGUGAUUAUUUUCUAAGGCCCCUUCUAGCUAUGAUUUUAGAAACUGUGUGAAUGUAGUUUCAUUAAUAAAGUUUAAUGCAUUAAGCAUUAAUUUAAAGUUUGAGAACAAUGUUAGGCAGAUAUGAAAUUAUUUGCCACAUGCUGUAAUGAUGAUGUUUUGAAUUUAUUUCAUUAUGCAGUAUUUGAAAAAUGUCUACAUAAAGGAAAGGAAAUGAGUAUAAUUGAGUCAAUAUAUUUUUAAAGCAAUUUUUAUAAUUUAGCAGACAUUGCAUCUUAAUAUAAUUCACUAUUAAAAUUGUGUCCUUGUGAAAAAAAUUGACGUCAUUUUUCUAUUUCUUUUGACUUAUCAUGUAAAAUAGGUUCCUUUCCUUUGCUCCAUGUUGUGUUUAUUUUUCAUACUUUAUUCCUUGCGCCUGUAGUGUUGUACCUGUUACUCUUUAAUCUUUUUCUCUCUAUCCCACAGAUCUUCCACUCUCUCACACACAGAAAAUGUACAGUGUUUCUUAAAAUUCAUAGUGUCUUAAUGAUUUCUAAGAAUGGACAAAGACACAGAACUAUUUCAUCAUUUUUGGGGAACUUCAUCCCGGCCUUUGGUAUUGACAGAAUUCUGAGGUUUUUUCCUGAAUGUUUUUUCCUUCUUUUGCCUUUAUCACUUUUUAGCCCUCCCACUCUGUCCUUUUCUUUCCCUGCUAUGGCCUUCCUUGUCACUUUCUUCCUUAGCCUCUUCUUGUUUAUCAACACAACUAAUUUGUUUCUUUCAGGUCGAAAGAAUGAAAUGAACUCAUACAACUGUGACCAGAAUUUUAUUUUCCUGAGUAGAUUUCUGAGAAUUGUGAAUGAAGUGGGUCCAUUUUCAGUUAUCUGCUUUAUUGCUCCAUGCAGAAAACCUAAAAUUGUUGUGUUGUAUGUUAUUGUACUUUAACUUGUUGCUUAGUUUCUACAUGUUUAUUUUCAGUACUGGCUGAAAGUGUUAAUUAUUCCAUAUUUUAGCACAAUGUGCUGCAUAUACUUCCCAAUAAGCAAAUAAGUGUGUACAGAAUUUCACUUUUGAUUUAAUAUUGCCUGGGUUUCGGUCCCUCCUCCCCAUUUGAAAUGCUUCCUUUUUAAUGUUUGAAACUGAAAAUAAACAGUUAUUGAAUGAUUUUGAAUUUACCUCAUUUUAGAACUCAGUUUUAAUUUAUUUGGCCUUUUUUAAUAUUAGUCACUAAAAAUAAAGUGGAGCACUGUCUUAUGCAACGCCUAAGAAUCAUUUUAUAUAGUAUGUGUACAACAUUAAAACCUGUUCUACAAAGAAAAAUAUACCAGCGCUCACUGUUCCUUGCCAUUUUUUCUUGUAAUUAGGAAAUAUCGGGGGGGGGGGGGAGAAGGGAAUUAAAAAAUUAAUUGUGUUUUAAUUUUACAGCUACCGGAGCUUUGUAUUGCUAAACUUACAUCUGGAAAAGUUUCACAGUGAAGUUUUUAAGAGAAUUUUUUAUCUGCUGAAUUCUACCAGUGUAACCAUUUUUCUAAAUAAACAAUAGUUUUCUCAAAUGACUAUAUCAUUGUGUAUAUUGUUACUUAUUUAGCAUAACUUAGAAAAGUUAAUAAUCUUUCAGCCCUUAAUUUUUUCAUGGGCUACAUUGUCAAAUAUCAUUAUAUUAUUUCUGUACUUGGAGCAAGCCCUUGGAUGAAAACAUGCCUAAUACUAUCCAUUUCUCAAUGUUUCGAUGAUUAUAUCUAGACAAAUAAAAAUUUUCAGAGUUGAAAAAGAAUAUACCUUUUAAAAAGAGGGUUAAGAAAUGAUGAGCCUCUUAGUAUUGGCAAAAGAAUAUAC
Microtus oregoni (creeping vole) is the source of this 3601-nucleotide messenger RNA. RefSeq names its product THO complex subunit 2-like. Lineage: Eukaryota; Metazoa; Chordata; Mammalia; Rodentia; Cricetidae. Bases 68 to 484 code for a protein of 138 amino acids. The transcript is spliced from 7 exons. The record is from RefSeq and is a predicted model, not a curated record.